Messenger RNA from Punica granatum (pomegranate), 1828 nucleotides. Lineage: Eukaryota; Viridiplantae; Streptophyta; Magnoliopsida; Myrtales; Lythraceae. The record is from RefSeq and is a predicted model, not a curated record.
UUCCCAUUUCCACUCCAUAUAUACAUACACACACCUACACUUGCACUUGCACUUCCACUUCCACUUCCACUUCAAACAUUCUUAGCCCAACUUCCUCGUUGUACGAACUAGUAACGGCGCUUUACCUUUCAAAUAUGGACAUUCCUUCCAAUUGGGCUUCAUAUACUGCUGCAUGGCUAGCAACCCUUGCCCUCAUCCUCCUUUCCCGCCGCUUCUGCCGUGGCCGGCAGCUCAACUUGCCCCCCGGCCCGAAGCCUUGGCCCAUCAUCGGGAACCUCAGCCUUAUUGGUCCACUUCCCCACCACUCCAUUCAUGAGCUCUCCAAGAAGUACGGUUCCUUGAUGAGCCUCCGUUUCGGUUCCUUUCCUCUAAUUGUGGCCUCAUCUGUGGAGAUGGCACGGGCGGUUCUCAAGACACAUGAUGUAACCUUCGCGGGACGGCCCAAGUUCAAUGUUGGCAAGUACAUCACCUACAACUACUCCAACAUCACCUGGUCUCAGUAUGGCCCGUACUGGCGCCAAGCACGCAAGAUGAGCAUGAUGGAACUCUUCAAUCCGAAGCGCCUUGAGUCUUAUCGGUACAUCCGAGAAGAAGAGAUGAAGGCCUUCCUCCACGACCUUUAUGACAUGAGGAAGAGCCCGGUCACCUUGAUUGAUCACUUGUCUGACCUCAGCCUCAACGUGAUCAGCCGGAUGGUUCUGGGGAAGAAGUACACUCAGAAAACCGAUGGGUCGAUCAUGAACCCAGAGGAGUUCAAGAAUAUGAUCAAUGAGGUGUUCUUCUUCAGCGGGGCGCUGAGCAUCGGGGACUCGAUCCCUUGGAUCAAUUUCUUGGACUUGGACGGGUACAUAAAGAUGAUGAAGGCGUUGAGCAAGAAGUUUGACAGGUUCUUGGAGCAUGUUUUGGAUGAGCACAACGAGAGGAGAAGAGGUAUGGAGGACUACGUAGCCAAGGACAUGGUGGAUGUGUUGCUUCAGCUGGCUGAUGAUCCCAACCUCGAAGUGAAGCUAGAGAGACACGGAGUUAAGGCAUUCAUUCUGGACUUCAUAGCCGGUGGAACAGAUACCUCAGCUGUUAAUGUGGAGUGGGCUAUGUCGGAGUUGCUGAGGAAGCCGGAGAUCAUCGAAAAGGCCAAUGAAGAACUGAACAGGGUAAUUGGAAAAGAAAGGUGGGUCCAAGAGACAGACAUAGUGAACUUGCCCUACAUUAAUGCUAUCAUCAAAGAGGCCAUGAGGCUUCACCCCGUGGUCCCGAUGCUCGUUCCUAGGCUGUGCCGGGAGGACUGCAAGAUUGGCGACUACGACAUCCCCAGGGGCACUAGGGCGUUGGUGAGCGUUUGGACAAUCGGUAGGGAUCCAGAGAUCUGGGGCGACCCAAAUGAGUUCAGGCCCGAGAGGUUCCUAGGGAAGGAAACUGAUGUGAAGGGCCAGGACUUUGAACUAUUGCCCUUCGGGUCAGGCCGGCGAAUGUGCCCAGGGUAUCCCCUGGGGCUCAAGGUGGUCCAGGGGAGCCUCGCUAAUCUUCUACACGGGUUUGAGUGGAAGCUGCCCGGGGAGAUGAGGCCUGAGGAUCUGGACAUGGAGGAGGUCUUCGGUCUCACUACUCCUAGGAAGGUCCCUCUUCUCGCCGUUCCUAAGCCAAGGCUGCCUCCUCAUCUAUACUCUAUGUAUUAAUAUCUACGUACGGAAUCAGGACGGUCUCAUGGUGUUAGUCGAUCUUAAUUAUAUUAGGUUGGAUCGGUAAUAUUAAGUUCCUGAUUUCAUCUUUUAUAUAUUGGCUUUCAUCGUGUGGGGAUGACUGAAAAAAUGCUUGCUUAAGAUUUUGCUAA